AUUGGUACAGCCGCUUCACGUGGUACUGGAACUUGAUUAAACGAUUCGGUCCUGUAAACCAUUCGCGGAUUUCGCGACUAAAAACAAUAAUCCAUCGGCAUUCAUAGGUGAGUAUGGCGCAAUGAGCUGGAUUGGUGUACAGACGACAUACGCACGGCACACCCUGGAUACGGCACCAUCGUUAGAGAACCCAAUGAACCAUCGUGCUAAACAACACAAGAAAGGAGCAUUCGAGAAGAAAUCAGACAAUUGAGACAAAUACAAAAAAUCAGUCACAGCGAUGCAAAAAAUCGAAAGUGUGACAAAGUUUGAGCGGCAGAAUCAUGCAGAACCAAAUACGGAGCAGGGGAAGAAUCUUGAAGACCCAAAGAAAAAGGAGCGGUAUAAUCAUGUAGAUCCAAAGAAGGUGAACGCUGCGCCCAAAAACCGUGAGCCCAAAAUACCCGUCCCGACCAACUAUCGCAACGCGUCCAAGUAUGUGCGGCUUGCUGUAGUGGAAAAGCGUAACAUCCAGCCGCUGAUUGAGCAGGACAAACAUUUCCGUCUGGGCCGAACGUUGGUAGGCCGGGCGCUCAGCAAUAUGCCGAUAAUUGAUGCAAUCUACAAGCAGCUAGAUCUCGCCACGGUAGAACCGCGGUUGAAUGAGUGGCUGGCGAAAGUUUUGAUUUCUGAGCUGCUGUUCGGCAGUGGCAAAUUGCUCGGUAACUCAUUGCCGGUAGAAUGUGUAAAGCGGUACGAGACACAGUUGCGCACGCUGUUGAAGGAUAUAGAGGCAAAGCAAUCGGCUGCGGGACUCGUGAAAGAACCGCGUUUCGUACGCCUCAACACGAACCAGCUGAAUUUGGAGGGUGCAAAGCGUUUGCUCGCUGAGGAAGAAUGGAUGCUGGUGGAAGAAAAUUUCACCGACUACCGGUCAUUUCUGGAGCGCGUCAAACGGCUUGACGAUUCGGAGUACAUGGUAGAUUUUCAUUUUCCCGAUAUGCUGGUGUUCCCGCACAGUGCGAAAUCGUUCUGGGCACGGGCACAGCAUCUUCAGGACAGGUUUCUACUGCAAAACAAGGCUUGCCUUCUUCCGACGUAUCUGCUAAAACCGCCCAAAAAGUCGGUCGUGCUGGAUAUGUGUUCUGCACCCGGGCUAAAGGCAACGCAUCUGGCCUGUUUGAUGAAGAACAAGGGUCGGAUAUACGCGGUCGAGCAAGAUGCAAACCGGUACUCGGUGCUGUGCGAGUACGCUGGUCCCUUUGGCAUGAUAAGAACGAUUCAUAGCGAUUGUCUCGAGGUUACGGAUGAACAGGUCCCAGGCGUCGAGUAUGUGCUGCUCGAUCCGAGCUGUUCCGGUUCCGGGAUGCUGCAGCGUCAGCUGGUACCGGAACCAAUCGAUGAGAAACGGUUGUACAGGUUGGCCGGUUUGCAGUACAAGCUGCUAUCGCACGCGAUGAAUGCGUUCCCGAAUGUGCGUCGCAUCGUGUACUCGACCUGUUCGGUGCACGCGGAGGAAAACGAAGGUGUGGUGCAAGGUGUGCUACGCCACAAUGGUCACUAUCGGCUGCUCGACGCGCGGAAGGAACUCGGCAAGGAGUGGCUGAACGUUGGCUCAUCGGAAUAUCCCGGCAUCGGUGAACUCUGCCUGUACGCGAAGACGGUGGACGAUCUCACGAUUGGAAUGUUUGUAGCCGUCUUUGAACGAUGCCCGGAAGGAGUCGAGAAUGAGGUGUAUUUGGCGCACGAAAAGCAGAAGCUAAGUUACGAGCUUGUCGCGAAAAAGUUGAGUCGCCAAGGGAAAGAAAAACAUUGCACAAUGGAAGGAGUGAAUCAGCAAGAAGACUUUGUUACGGCAGUGGAACAAAGUGUAAAGGAUGAGUUAACCUCCAAGCAGCAUACGAAAAAAUGUCCCAAGAAUAAUACAGUUGAAGAACAGAAUGAUCUGGAAGAAGUUCAUGAAAAAGCAUCCUCUAAGAAACGAAAGAUUAAAUCUACGGAGGAAGAUACAAUUGAGGGACAGAAUGAUCAAGAAGAAGCAAAAGAAAAAUUAUCCUCCAAGAAACGAAAGGAUAAAUCUAUUCAGGAAAAUACAACUGAGGAACAGAAUGGUCAGGAAGAAGUGAAGGAAAAAGCAUCCUCUAAGAAACGAAAGGAUAAAUCUACUGAGGAACAGAAUGAUCAAGAAGAAGCAAAGGAAAAAGCAUCCUCUAAGAAACGAAAGGAUAAAUCUAUUCAGGAAAAUACAAUUGAGGAACAGAAUGGUCAGGAAGAAGUGAAGGAAAAAGCAUCCUCUAAGAAACGAAAGGAUAAAUCUAUUCAGGAAAGUACAAGUGAGGAACAGAAUGGCCAGGAAGAAGUGAAAGAAAAAGCAUCCUCUAAGAAACGAAAGCAUAAAUCUACUGAGGAAAAUACUACUGAGAAACAGAAUGAUCAAGAAGAAGCAAAGGAAAAAGUAUCCUCCAAGAAACGAAAGGAUAAAUCUAUUCAGGAAAAUACAACUGAGGAACAGAAUGGUCAGGAAGAAGUGAAGGGAAAAGCAUCCUCCAAGAAACGAAAGGAUAAAUCUAUUCAGGAAAAUACAACUGAGGAACAGAAUGGUCAGGAAGAAGUGAAGGAAAAAGCAUCCUCUAAGAAACGAAAGCAUAAAUCUACUGAGGAAAAUACUACUGAGAAACAGAAUGAUCAAGAAGAAGCAAAGGAAAAAGUAUCCUCCAAGAAACGAAAGGAUAAAUCUAUUCAGGAAAAUACAACUGAGGAACAGAAUGGUCAGGAAGAAAUGAAGGAAAAAGUAUCCUCCAAGAAACGAAAGGAUAAAUCUAUUCAGGAAAAUACAACUGAGGAACAGAAUGGUCAGGAAGAAGUGAAGGAAAAAGCAUCCUCCAGGAAACGUAAGAAUAAUUUGUAGAUCACACAUGUUAAACAUACGACCCGUCAGACGGAUGCGGCCUUUGACGUCCUUUAAGUCGGCGAAGGAAUGACAAAAGCUACGCAUGUUGUGUGAAUGUAUAAGAAAUCAUGUUAAAUAAGAAGAAAAAAUGGUGGUCCGGUGGUGUACUCGGUAGCGGCGCCUGUCCCACACGACCGGACCAAAACAAAAUCCUAUCCGGGCCGUUCCCCAGUAGCAGAGAGUUCCGCUACGAAUAAUAAAAUGUAAGAAAACCUGCAAUGGCACGCCUGCAGUUAAAUGGUACAGAUUGGAUAAACAAUUGUCGACAAAAUAUUAGCUUUCAAAAAAUGUAAGAAUAAAUAAAAACGGGACAAAAAAAACAGACUUCGUGGAGCGGGAAGUCUGGAAUCAUUCAUGGAACAACACCAUUUUAAUUAC
Molecule: messenger RNA, 3307 nt
Organism: Anopheles moucheti
Lineage: Eukaryota; Metazoa; Arthropoda; Insecta; Diptera; Culicidae
Gene: Nsun5
Exons: 3
Coding region: 281-2887 (868 amino acids)
Biological process (GO): rRNA base methylation
Cellular component (GO): nucleolus
Molecular function (GO): methyltransferase activity
Source: RefSeq, a predicted model, not a curated record